Molecule: messenger RNA, 543 nt
Organism: Anisakis simplex (herring worm)
Lineage: Eukaryota; Metazoa; Nematoda; Chromadorea; Rhabditida; Anisakidae
Source: the annotation of a GenBank genome assembly
AUGUCCGCAUCUUCGAGUUUGGAAUCAAUUGCGAGCAUUCUUGGUUCGCCGCUGGUAUUCAAAGCAUCUCAGCGAACUGCAUGCAAUCGCUUCCUGAAAGCCGCACUUACGGAAUGUCUCGCAACAUGGGAUCCAAGCAAUCCAUCGUCAAACGGAAUACCAACCGAGCCAAUUUUCAAUAUGUAUCAAAAGUGGGGUAAUGGCGGUUUCGGCAUGAUCUUAACGGGCAAUAUAAUGAUUGAUAAAUACCAUCUGGAAUCGGCUGGCAAUAUGAUCAUAGCCAAAGAAAUCGACUCGCAGUUAAGACGUGAAUCGUUCGCGAAACUUGCCAGUUGCAUGAAAUCCCAGCCGAAGACACUUGCGAUCGUUCAGCUCAGUCAUCCUGGUCGCCAAACCCCCAUAACGAUUAAUGCGCGCCCGUUCUCAGCAUCUGAUAUUCAGCUGAAAGUCACUCGACGUUUCACUGGUUUCGGUGUCCCGGUUGCUCUCAGCACCGAACAAAUCAAAACCGAGGUUAGCUUAUUUCAUAGACUCGAGCUUUAA